AUGACCCUGAGUCUGAAGCGACCUUGUGACGAAGACGGACCAAGCGGUCGUGCUGAGGGAACUCGACCUUUCAAGCGCGUGUGUGCCGAGGAAUGCCCAUCGCUACUUACCCCAGUCGCAAGCGAGGAGGAUUCUACGGACUCUCCUGUAACCUCCUGCUCGAGGUCGAAGCCUGCGCCAGAGCUAGUGUGCGGAGUGGAGAUGAAAACCCACCCACCCCGCCACCCCUCUCUGUACUUCGACGAUGGGGACAUCACCCUCCGUGCUGAAUCAUUCAUAUUCAGAGUACACAAGAACAAGCUAAUGAAAGGAUGUCGUUUUUUCGAAGACAUGCUCGGCUUAAAGUGCUCUGACGCGACGGAGAAGACGGAAGACAGCCUAUCCAUCGAUGUUGGCGUCAUCGAGAGUUCAUGGGACAUGACCGUCUGGCUGGCGGAGAUAUAUAGCGAUAAGUUAGUCUUCAUUGGGUUCAUUUUGCGCAUAACGGUUAACCUGACCCUGCUACUGCGCAGUGGGUAUUUCAAGGAGCUCGUCGAGGGUAAUGGCCUUAAAGUUGCGGCAUCUCUCUUUCACCUGGCGGAUAAAUGGGAUCUGCCGGAAUACUUUUUUCAAGCGAAAGAUAUCCUGGUGAACAUCUUCCCGGAUAAUUACGACGAAUGGGUUACCAGGUCUCCGCGCAUUACGACAGCCAUGGCGUUCCGGGCUAUCCCUAUCUGCAAACAGUACUGCCCACACGGCCUCCCUGCAGCAUACUACACGGCUUCCCUCGUACAUCUGGAAGUGAUCAUCAGCGGCACUCGGGAUGAAGAAGGGACCCUUCUGACGCUCAGUCUUGAAGACCAGGUCGCAGUUCUCCGAGGGAAGCUGCAGCACUGUCUCGUGCGGCGCGAGCACACGUAUCAUGGCUUGCGGGGCGAUUUUACGGCGUUGUUUAAUAGGCCCCACCAAGGAAAGGGUGGGCUCCCCUGCCGUGCUCGUCUCAGCAGAAUGUACUACCAUCUGGAUACGAUCUUCCAUUACCACCAAGGCUGCCUAGAUCCAUUGCCGGAGUCCGCUGUUCAAAGACUCUUCGCUAGUGUGUGUUCGACUUGCGCGAACAUGAUCAAAGACGAAUUGUGGAUCGGCACGAGGAGCGCUUGGGACUGCGUCCCUGACAUGUUCGGGUUGCAGUCUUGGUUGCAUGUGCGCAUGGACCAGCGAGAGAUCGAUAAAUUGUAUGGGGAUUCAGAGGAGGAUCCCUGUUGA
Molecule: messenger RNA, 1245 nt
Organism: Gloeophyllum trabeum ATCC 11539
Lineage: Eukaryota; Fungi; Basidiomycota; Agaricomycetes; Gloeophyllales; Gloeophyllaceae
Exons: 1
Coding region: 1-1245 (414 amino acids)
Source: RefSeq, a predicted model, not a curated record